UUUGGCACCUCACCAAAAAUCCACAGGGAUGGACACUAAACUGAGCACCCUCGACCAAAACUGACAAAGAAAAAUUGGCAUUUCGGUAUCUUGGGAUAACUACCAGACACGCUAGUGCAUGGUGACUCGUUGUACUAGUCAGCGUGGUUGCCAAGUUGUUUUGCAAGGUUAAGUAAACUACAGUUUUGUCACUACAUCGGAGACCAGUUAGCUUUGCCCCCGGAGUGCACAGCUAGCUGUAAGUCUCGACCCACAACACGUUACAAACACGGCGUACAGGACGUAUUCAGAGCCCGCUCCCGGCCAGACGCACCGGCUCAAUAACACCGUCAUGGGAGUCCAGGGCUUUCAGGAGUACUUAGAGAAGCGGUGUCCCGGGGCCACGGUCCCCGUGGACCUCCUCAAACUUGCCCGUACCGCGGCCCGCCAGCCCCCUCACCAUCAUCACCCACACCACCACCCACAUCACCCCGGGCCCAUGCCUCCCCCGCCCCCGCCUGCCAGGAUCCUAAUCGACGCUGAUUCCGGCCUGCAGCGCCUGUACGGCGGCUACCAAACGGACUGGGUGUGCGGAGGCGAGUGGAACGCCAUGCUGGGAUACCUGGCCGCCCUGUCGCAGGCCUGCUUGUACCAGGGUGGCCUGGAGCUGGUCGUGGUUUUCAACGGCACCCUGGGGAAGGAGCGCUGGCCCGAGUGGGCGCGGCGAGCUCAGAGCCAGCGACAGACGGCGCAGCUGAUAGUCAACCACGUCGGCAGCAAGGCCACCCCGCCUCCCCGGGCAUGGUUCCUGCCCCCGGCCUGCCUCAGCCACUGUGUCCGCCUCGCCAUGUUCCGCUUCCGAGUGCGGGUUGUACAGACUUUGGAGGACCACCACCAGGAAGUGCUCUCUCUCUACAGAGACUAUGGAUUUGCUGGCCUGAUCGCUCAGGAUUCAGAGUUUGCCCUCUGCAACGUCCCCGCCUACUUCUCCUCACAUGCGCUCAAACUGAGCUGGAAUGGCAAGAACCUGACCACACACCAGUAUCUGCUGUCCGAGGCUGCCAGGCAGCUCGGGCUCAAGACACAACACCUGCCCUGCUUUGCUGCUCUGCUGGGAAAUCAUAUUUUGCCUGAUGAGGACCUGGCUGCCUUCCACUGGAGUCUGCUGGGACCAGAACACCCACUAGCCUCCCUCAAGGUGCGAGCCCAUCAGUUGGUGCUGCCGCCCUGUGAGGUGGUGAUCAAAGCCGUCUCAGAGUACGUCGCCUCCAUCAAAGACCUGGGAAACCUCGACGCCAUCGCCAGAGAUGUCUUCAAACAGUCACAGUCUCGUAUGGAGGACAAGGUGGAGCGAUUCAAGAAAGCUGUGGAGUAUUUCUCAGCUGCCUCCAAACCCCGCUCACCUAACAUGGGGCCCUCCUCUUUCAUUUUACCUGGGUUUGGACCCACUCCAUUUGGGGGACCACAUGGUCACAUGGGACCGAUGCAGCCUGGAAAGAAUCAGUUCCCUCCCCCCCAGGUCCCGGGGUUAAAGCCACCCUAUCAAAAUGCUCCAUAUGGACCUGGCUCCGCCACUCUGUUCCAGACCCCGCAGCCGCCAUCUCAAGACUGCAACGACUCACUGACGGGCAAAAUGGGCUUCUCUGACUGGUCAGCUCCAUAUGAUUCCACUCAGGGGGGAAGUCGACUACCCAAUCAUCACACCGGCGCUCAGUCUGGCCCCUCUCCGUCUCCUUCCUCAUCAUCAGAUGGAGAUGAGCCCAACGACAGCAAUGCCAACCAUUUGACAGACAAGUCCUCUCGGUGGGAGGAUCCCGCUGGAAGAGGGGGCUCCGGCUCUGGAGACGGUUCCCAAGGCAACGGGAGCGGGUCAAACAUUCCGUCACUGUUGUCUAUGGCGACGCGGAGUCACAUGGACAUAACCACACCUCCUCUGCCUCAGGUCAGCGCUGAGGUUCUUCGUGUAGCUGAACACAGACACAGAAGAGGGCUGAUGUACCCCCAGAUUUACCACAUAUUGACCAAGGGAGAGAUGAAGAUGCCAGUGUGUAUAGAGGACGAGUGUAACUCUGAGCUGCCUCCUGCCUCUCUGCUGUUCCGUGCUGCCAGACAGUAUGCCUACGGCGUCCUCUUCAGCCUGGCUGAAACACACCGCCGCCUGGAGAGGCUUGCUCUCCGCAAGAGGGCACCCCUGGAAGUUCCUCCAGUGAUUAUCAAAGAGUGGAGCAGCGGUAAGGCCAAGUCGGCCCUGACGCCAGAGCUGGUUCCCGCCCUGUGUUUCCGAGAGUGGACCUGCCCCAACCUGCGGCGGCUCUGGCUAGGUCGUGCCAGCGAGGACCGCUCCCGGAGAACCAGGGCCUUCCUGGCCUGCCUACGCUCAGACUGCCCAGCCCUCCUCAACCCAGCACAGGUCCCACAGCAUCUGCUGCUCAUGUGCUGCGUGCUCAGGUAUAUGAUGCAGUGGCCUGGAGGAAGGAUCCUUCAGAGACAUGAGCUUGAUGCCUUCCUGGCUCAAGCUGUUUCCAGCCAGCUCUAUGAGCCUGACCAGCUACAGGAGCUCAAGGUGGAGAAGGUGGAUGCCCGCGGCGUGCAGCUGGCCGCUCUCUUUAUGGCCGGCGUCGAUACGGCGCUGUUCAUCAACGAUGUCUGCGGUCAGCCGUUGCCGUGGGAACACUGCUGCCCCUGGGGCUUCUUCGACGGCAAACUGUUCCAGAGCAAACUGGCCCGAGCCGCCCGCGACCGAGCCGCCCUGCUGGACAUGUGUGAGGGGCAGGAGGAGCUGGUGUCCAAGGUCGAGAAGAUGCGCCAGGCGAUCCUCGAGGGCAUCAACCUGUCUCGCCCUCCUCCUCCUCCACCUCCUCUUCCACCUCCUGCCUUCCUUCCCCCUGCCAUGGUGCCCCCUUUCUAUCCCAUGCCUCCUCUCUACCCACCUCGUCCCAUGGGCGGCAUGCCCCCACAUCACCCGCAUCAUCCACAUCACCCGGCCCAGCACAGACCCAGAGGUUUCCCAGGCAUUCAGUCCAUCCCCCCUCAGGGAGGGAAACUGGAGAUAGCUGGCAUGGUGGUUGGUCAGUGGGCUGGCAACAAACCAGUCCGUGGGAGAGGGGGCUUGAACAUGCAGGUGGUGUCAGUGGGAACCGGGAAAGGGAGGGGUAAAGAGACUCCAUCAAAAUUAAGGGGAGGGAAGAAGCCAACUGCCAACAGAACACAGACGUCAUCCCCCCCAUCCAGCAGUCCCCCAAAGCCCUCAGAGGAGGCGGGCUCCACGCCAGAGGUUGCCUCUCAGCAGCUGAACGGCAGCUCAGCAGCCUCCGCCAUUGGCCAGCCCUUGGAGCUGGCCCCCCUGGCCCAGCCAACCCCGUGUGCCUUAGCCAGCAGAGACAACCAAUCAGAGGGGGUGGAAGUGGAGGCCCCCUGUUGCCUUGACGACUGCCCGUCAGACGGAGCACUACAGAAGGAGGAGUGAUGGCGUCCUUCCCAGGAUGUGCUGCUCUAAGAGAGUUAUCUGUGUUCGACUGCCUUUCCCUGUUUUUGUAGCCCUGUCUGCUAGCUGUGCACAUUUAUCGCACGGCGCAGGAGGUGACGCGAGGCUCCUCCUCGCCUCCUCUGCUGCGCCGUGUGAUUAGCUAAACCAGUUAGCCGUUACCCCCCCCUUAAGUUGUCUCAUAUGGUUUUACAUUGUUUAUGAAGAGAGGUUUUCUCCAUGAGUCCGUAAGCGCCCCACCUGAAAAAAACAAAAAAAAUCCCCCAAAUCCUCCCUUAACCGCACUCAGAGUGAAAUAAGCUUAAAGCCCCGCCCCAUCACGCCUCCCCCACAUCUUUAAACAAUCCCGCCCCCUUUUAUUAGGGCUGUCUGUACAGUCUGAUUAUUUUGUGUUUUUUAAUCAUCCCGUUGUUUGAAUCUCUGCACACAGAUGUUAAGCAUCCGGCGACGGUGACAGGCGGUCGUUGUGUGUCGAUGUGGUUUGUUGCCAUAGCCACCUCACGAGAGGUCAGAUGUUCAGAGUCCGAUUCCUCUGUGCAGCGACCCUCGCCAAACCCCGCUCUGCAGGCAGGCAGGCAGGCAGCGCUGCUAAACACAAUGGUAGCACUCGCGUUAGCAUCAAACCCCGUUUUGUUUUGUUUUUUCUUUUACUGAUUGGUUAAUCUGUCACUGAAGCACUAAUGCACCAUUGCGGCAUUAGUGUGCUAUCUUACUUUGCCCUAUGUAGCAUAGCCUAGUACUUAGCUGUGCUAAGAGAUCCCAUGAAUUUAUGCACCUUAAGCCCUACAGUAUGCAAGAUUUUACCCCACCCCUCCAAAAAAAAAAAAAGUGCAUUAUUAUGUUAUUGUCCCACCCCUCUCCCCUUCCCUUUCUCCCAAAGCUUUGAUUGUACUACCCCAGCAGAAGCACUUAAUGUUGUAUUUAAAUAUAAUGAAUUUAAACGAGCCCCUACACAGUUGAAUUGACAGUCAGUGGGGGGCGUUCCCCACUCCCGAGUAAAUCAUUAUGACACAUAGAUCUAUGUUUGAAGGUAGAGAUCUAUUUGAGAGACGUCAGAAUGUGAACAGAGUGGUUUCAGACAACGAAGCACUUUGUUUUAAAAAAUGUUAAACCACACUGGACAGUCCUCUACUAGGUGAUAAAGAAAUGACAGCCUCUCUGAGGCACCUUCUUCAGUUAAAGGCCAAAAAUAGAAAAAAGAUGGAAAUGAGUGGUGAGGUUUUUGGGUAACUGCUGCCAGGCAGAGUUCCCCUCAGACUGCCCUCAGACAUUCACUUUGCAAAGAAGCUAAAAGGAGUCUUGAUGGUUCACGUCAGCGUACUCCUGGGAAUCAUUUCAGAUUUCUAAACUCUAUUUCCAAAGUGUAUUUUCAUAAGACGUGUGAUAUAAAAGGGGCGUGGCAGCAAAGCCUCAAAGGAUUGAGCAGCUGUUGCCAUUACGAUAGCCCGACACCGAGAGCUGCUGCUCCGCGACGCUCCGGUGUGUCACUUUAGACCAGCAGGAAGCACUUCCCUGCCCCUGAAGCGCCAUCAGCCGAGCACGGCGAGAGCCUUCACGGGCCGGACCACAAUGUCACUUGACAGGGGAGAGGGAGGCCUCACGGCGGACCCUGAGUGUGCCGCUCACAAUCUGAGACUUUUAAGAAAUGUUUUAUUAGAGCAUUUAUGUUUGUAGAGAAUGAAAUGUGUCCCCCCCCCUCACACACACACACACAGAGUAACGUCUCAUCUGACAACAGAAAUACAAGCAUGUACCUUCUUACUGAUUACCAGUAGCACAACUGCAAACGUAAAAGCAGUAGAGCGACAGAUACUGCCUGAGAGACGCUGGCCAUGAUCGUUGUGAUCUCUAUAAACUUGCCGAGAGGCUGAAAUGAACUCGUCACAUGGAAAAAAGGGCAAGUCAGCAAAGAAGCACCUUAUUUUCUUACUAUGUUGGUGACUUGCGCUUCAUCAUGUGCCACAAAAUUGACACGGAAUAAAAGCUCCUAGGAAAUGCCGUUUUUUUUUUUUUUUUUUUUCGUUUUUUUUUUUUUCGUUUUUUUUUGGAAGGAAAGAGAGAACCCUGACUAUAUAUAAAAAUAUAUAUAAGUAAGUGUUAAUGUAGUCGCGUCAGACAUCCCUUCUGUUAUGAACUCAGCCAUUUACAGUGACACGCUGACAGUCGACCCAGCCGUGAGCGUAGGCCUGCGCUCGUUUGGGCCACGCCGCCGUCUCUUACACCAACACCAAAUGAAAUCAAAAAAGGUUCAGACUAGUUAGCCGUUAAUUGGUAGGGAUCUACGAGCACUUUAGGUGUUCUUAGGUUAAGAGUAGGUAAACAGCGUCGGGGCUUAACACAGGACUGUAAAACAGACACCAAGACUAGGCUAGAGAAUAUAGCUCCACUGGCCGAAAUACUAAGUCUAGAUUUACUAGGAGUCAUAUACUUAACUGCUUUCAACUUUUGACAUUAGUACAAAUACAUGUAUUGCAGCAGUACAUUGUUAGAAGAUGGCUUUUUUGCGGCGAGCCAGAGUGUGAUCUGGUAUUCGAUGCCCUCUCUCGAUUCGCUCGCCAGAUAACAGUUACACAAACACACACACACACACACACACUCACACACAUACAUACAUAUAUAUAUAUUCAUAAAACACAAACACACAGACAGGAAUCAGUUGCAUUUGUUACCAGCGGCAUUUUCUCUGCUUUUGUGCUGAAGUGGUUUCUUUUCGUGCAGUUUCAGUUCCCAGUGGAGUGGUCGUCGGUUCAUCGGAGAUCUUUUUUGGUAACACUUUCUACUGACCGCGGGGAAGAGAAAAAAAAGAAAUCCCACGUUCAAGUUUUUGCUGCAUGGACACGGAUUAGAGAAUCGCACACUUUCUCACGCACACGUUUAGAGACGACAAGUUAAUACAUGCACAUAUACAUACAGAUAUAUAGAUGUUAAAUCCUGAGUUACACAGUAGGUAGUUUGGGGAAAAAAAAAAAAAAAAGUCAACACAACAUAUGAUGUAGUGUCCCUCUUUUGUCCUCGUCUGUUUUAGUUCGAUAGGUAUUUGAUCAGUGAUUUUUAUGCUUGUUGUCCUCUAACCCGCCCCUGCUAUGACACUUCUUCUCGCUGUUCAUCCAUUUAUUCUUUUAACCCGCCCUCAAAUUUUCCUCAGCCUCUUUGUAGAGUACGUACAUCCACGAAAACACAUACACAGACACACAGACGCACACUAUAAACCAAGCCCACUGCAUACACGCACAGAUAUUGUACACACAGGUUAAUCCCACCCCCCCCGUCCUCCUCCCCCUGUAUCUCAGUUUUCUUUCACCUCCGUCUCUGCCGCUCCGUUAGCCCCUAUAGGACCGUUUCUAUUGGCCAUUUUUUUUUUCUCUUUUCUCUUUGGGCUGCCCCGCCCCCUUAAUCAACCCAACUAACAGUAAAGGUUAUAUUAACGUUGAUAAUCAGUUUCUGUAUGUAUCUAGCCAGAGUGGAUUAAAAAAAAUCAGAAAAAAAAUCAAAACUGUUUUAUUCAAUUGUGCAAAAUGUGUUUUUUCUUACUAUUUUUAAUGUUAUUACAUCUUCUAAUCUAAUCCUUCUACCAUCGCUUCAGUUAGUACUGAAAUACGCUUAGCCAACCUAGAGAUUUGAACUGUAACAAUCGCCAUUUUCCUUACCUGUAUUUUAUAUGGCAUCUGUAGACCACUUCACCGUUUUAUUAUUGUACGUAAGUAAAUAUUGCCCGUUUUUUCGGAUUGAAAAUCGUCGUCUGCACUAUGUUCGAUUCUCAUAUUAUCCCCGAUAACGAGUUUUCGCUCUUCGUUGUUAAUCAAAGCUCAACUCUGCGCCCUUGCACAAAGCAGCGAAACAUCUCUUGUGAACACCUGAGAACCAAAGUACACCUAGCAUCCCCGUCUACUCCCAUUGAAGCCCCUCUAUAGCCCCUCCCCCAACCAA
Molecule: messenger RNA, 7390 nt
Organism: Archocentrus centrarchus (flier cichlid)
Lineage: Eukaryota; Metazoa; Chordata; Actinopteri; Cichliformes; Cichlidae
Gene: fam120c
Product: family with sequence similarity 120 member C
Exons: 17
Coding region: 332-3445 (1037 amino acids)
Cellular component (GO): nucleus
Source: RefSeq, a predicted model, not a curated record